UCUUUUUGACUUACUUCAUUCUGUAUAACAGUCUCUAGGUUCAUUCACCUCACUUCCUGUACAAAUAAUAUUGAAGAGCUUAAAGUUUGCGAUUAAGCUAUAACUUCAAUCAAUGAAUUUCAUAUAUGGAAUACAAAAAUAGAACUCCAUUUUUAAGUUUUUUUUUAUAAAAGAUCUGACAUCAAUAUAAAGAACUUUAAGUUAAACCUUAAACUUACAACUUCACAUUUGUAAUUGCCAAUAAUGACUACUCAGCAUUUUCACAGAGACAGCAAAGCAUUAUUGUUUCCAGUCUUUUAAACCUUAAGGAAAACAUGGUAAUUGAAAAAAGAUUUUAAAUGCAGGUAAACUGACCAGAAUCAUAACUUCAAGUAAUUCCACCACUCAUUGUCAGAGUGGACUUUUUGGUAGAGUCCUGUAUCUCUUUGGUUGUUAGUUUUUCUUUUUUUUUUUUCAUUUUUUAUUUGAAAAUGAGGAUUAUAGCACACAGCCUGCCUACUCAGUAGGUUGUUGAGAAGAUCAACCAUGAUUAUAUAUGCAAUGGAUUUUGUAAAAUCUUGCAUUGCUUGUGUAUAUAAAUAGCAUCAUUGAUUAUAAUUCACAUUUCAGUCUUUUGAAAGAAAGCUUUAUAUCAGUGUGGGAAGGGUCCCAGUGCAACUGGACAUGUCUUCUGUGUUCCUCCAGUUCUAUAAACCUUGUACUCAACAAGUGACAUGCUGUCAAGCUCACAAAUUGCAUUUCAGGGAAAAAGCUCAGGACUGACCUUGUGUAUACUUUCCUGGUCCAUCUGUAUCCAGCACGGGCAAACUUUUCUCGGAACUGUUUAGCUAAGCAGUAGCUGUUGGUCACACCUCCUGCUUUCUGUUUUUCAGGCCCCAAAGGGUCAAGGUUGGAGUUCUUUCACUGGGGCAGGAAGCAAGGCUCAUGCAGCUUCACUGGCCACAUUCUGCUACACCGUGGAGCUGGUGCCCUUGGGGGACCAGUGCGUUGCUAGAGGCCAGAUAUUGUGUGUUCUUUCUCCUCUUUCUGCAAAUAAACACUGACCUACUGAGGCCUGCUGCGCUGCUGUUUGACUCUGGGGCCUCGUACACUUGUCUCUUCCCCAGAUGGCACUUCUCUGCCUUUCAACCCGGGCUGCACUUGUUAUGUUCUGUCCUGGGGCACAACCUGACCACUCUGUGAAACUACAGCAUUUUAUUUAUCAUCAUUCUGGAGGUAUUUUUAUACAGUCUGUGCUACAACUUCUCUGUAUUGUUGCAGAUAAAGUAGAUAUUCAAGUAAUUUUUUUCGGGAGCAAAAAUAAAUCCUAUCUCAUUUUGAUAGAAACCAGCCUUUGUAGUUUUGCAUUAAUUCCUACUGAUGACAUGAGAGAGAAAUGGCAGUUUUGCUUCUGAAAGCAGACUUGGCUUUGUGAAAAGAGCUUUGGUUUGCCAAACCAAAGGAUAUGUGUGGAGGACUGGUGAGAUAUGAGGUUUGUUUGGUGUUCAGGAAUAGUUUUGUAUUUCUGAAUUUUGCCUGUGUAAUGAGUGACAUAUAAGUAAAAGAAAACAAGAUGAAGGUCAAGGGGACUGAAAAGUUGGAGGAAUAUGAAAUGACCCACUUUGCUUUCUUCAUUUUCAUACCUCCCUCGGUUGCUUAAAAACAUCUAUGUUGAGUAACAUGGGUACAAAAACACACAAUCACUGCUCUAUUUGAUUUUUACUUCAAAAUAGUGAUAAGUUGAUGUGGUUGUGAAUAAUAGCUAUGACUGGGGGUAAGUGACAGAAUCUCCCAACGAGAAGGCUCUUUGUGAAUUAUUUUAACAACCCAUUGCUAGUUGCUUCUCUACACCAUUGAUUUAUGAAGAGAUAGAUGAGUUGCUUGCCCUCUGUUUGCCAUAGACAUAUCUAUAGAGUUUGUCUAUGUGAGUAGAUUGGGAGUAUUAAAGAUAGUUCAGGAACUGUAGAAACUGUACCAAGAAGAGGAAGAACUAAUUGCAUAACAAACAUCAGGAGUCACAUUUAAUAACCUGGCAUAGAGGUUUCAAUAGAAAAGCGAUGGAUUACCCAACAGUCUCAAGAGGAGAAUUUGCUGUUGAGCAGACAUCUCUCUUCUUCUGGGAGAGUGAAUGUUAGGCUAAUAAGAAUAAUUAUAAUAUUCUGAUAAUGAGGCAUAAUAUCAUAACUAGUAAACCCAGUGGGAUUUUGUGUGCCAAGGGUUUAUUUAUAAUGGAGAUGAAAAAAGAAGCCCUGUGGGGAGAAAUUAAGGAUGAGAAAGCAAAAUGACAGAGACUGGAUCUCCAUAUUACCUGGUAGAGACACUUCAAGAACUGCUCAGUCUCGGGGAGGAGGGAUUGCCUGAGGACACCGUCGCUUUACCUUGAGGGAGGGCAGAAGUUUCCAUUAUAAGGGAUCUGGGCAAGUUUACAGAAGACAAAAUAUUCCUCCAGGGAUAGAAGGAGCCCCUGCAGCCUGAGGUGACUUCAGUUUGCUAAGCAGCAGCUUCUCCUGGCAUGAGCCACUGCAGAUCUCCUCAUCAGACGGGCUGAGACCAUCCUAUGUGCCCUGCACCUGGAGUAAGGAGAACACAGCAAGAGUUUAGAGGAAGAUUGAUGAGGCAUGGACCCUUGCUUCAGGUUUGGAGGAAAGUAGACUAAAUACAGAGAUGCCAGACAGCCACUGAGACCCAUGGACAAUCCUGCACUCACGCUGAUCUGUCGAACUUUAAAAGUUCCUAGUAAUAUGCAACCUUUGCCAAACGAAAAGAAACUGAUGCCAAGAAGGCAUACUCUUCAAUAUUGGGAAUAGACGUGCUCUCAGGACAAUGGCUUCGAAGGUCUCCUGUUUGUACGUUUUGACCGUGGUGUGCUGGGCCAGCGCUCUCUGGUACUUGAGCGUAACUCGCCCUACUUCCUCCUACACGGGCUCCAAGCCAUUCAGCCAUCUGACGGUUGCAAGGAAAAACUUCACCUUUGGCAACAUAAGAACUCGACCUAUAAACCCCCAUUCUUUUGAAUUUCUGAUAAACGAGCCCACCAAAUGUGAGAAAAACAUUCCUUUCCUUGUCAUCCUCAUCAGCACCACCCAUAAAGAGUUCGAUGCCCGCCAGGCGAUCCGAGAGACCUGGGGGGACGAGAACAACUUCAAAGGGAUCAAGAUAGCCACCCUGUUCCUCCUGGGCAAGAACGCCGAUCCCGUUCUCAACCAGAUGGUGGAGCAAGAGAGCCAAAUCUUUCACGACAUCAUCGUGGAGGACUUCAUUGAUUCCUACCAUAACCUUACCCUCAAAACCUUGAUGGGGAUGAGAUGGGUGGCCACUUUUUGUGCGAAAGCCAAGUAUGUCAUGAAAACAGACAGCGACAUUUUUGUCAACAUGGACAACCUUAUUUACAAACUCUUAAAACCCUCCACCAAGCCACGAAGAAGGUAUUUUACCGGCUAUGUCAUCAACGGAGGGCCCAUCCGAGAUGUCCGCAGUAAGUGGUAUAUGCCCAGGGAUUUGUACCCUGACAGCAACUACCCGCCCUUCUGCUCGGGGACCGGCUAUAUCUUUUCAGCUGAUGUGGCUGAGCUCAUUUACAAGACCUCACUCCACACCAGGCUGCUUCACCUGGAGGAUGUGUAUGUGGGACUGUGUCUUCGAAAGCUGGGCAUCCAUCCUUUCCAGAACAGUGGCUUCAAUCACUGGAAAAUGGCCUAUAGUUUGUGUAGGUACCGCCGAGUGAUCACCGUGCAUCAGAUCUCUCCAGAAGAAAUGCACAGAAUCUGGAAUGACAUGUCAAGCAAGAAACAUCUCAGAUGUUAGGAUUUUUACCAAUGUAAAUAUGUGUUUCUUUUCUUUUUUAAGAGAUGAGGCUUAGGGUGUAGGUAUUUUACGGUGUCACCAAGGGAAAUGAACUGGUGAAGGGGUUUAUAAAAAGUAUUUUUCUUCCCAAUCCUAGUUCCUUUUUUGAAUCGCCAAUUUCCACAUGUUAAGCUAUGCUCAUAGAAAUAAUACAUGGGUUUACAAGGCCAGAUUUCAUUCUCAGGUCCUAAGGUACUGCAUUCAUCUCAAAAAGCAACUUCCUAACAAAGGCUAGGAUUUACAUACUGUGCAUCUGAGAUAAAAAAAAAAAAAUCUGGUUCUGGGAAACUGGAACUCAUUGUAAUGUCUUCAUAUUCUUUCUGCAAAAGUAAAUAACACUUAAUCAAAAACAAUUCAGAAACAGCACAGUCAGGGAGACACACUGGAUGUGAUGAUUCAUACUGCAUGUGGUGUUACGUUGAACUUUUACAUAUAUUGCCAUGGAAUGUGUACAGUAUUUCCAGUUCCACCAAGAAAUGAACUUAGUACUGGUAGGGAGGCUGCAGUUAAGUAAAAUGGAAAUUUAUACUUGAGAAUCAAAUAUUCUCUCUGUUUGGAAGACAACUCUGCUUGCUGAUCCAAGGAUUAAACCUGGUCAGCAGGUAGAAUGUAUAUAAAAUGCUACUUAAUAAAUAAACAGGAGAUUUGUUUUUGCUCUUUCAGAACAAACAUUACCUGGUGCCUCCAAGGAGACUUUGCCAAAUGUAAUUUCACCUGCUUCCUUCCGUACAAUGUCACUAAAUACCUUUUACAGUUUCUGGUUCAGACAGGCACAUGUGUAGAAAUGUCGGUAGGAGGCCAGAAGGAUGAUAAAUGACACAGAGAAAAAAUAGAAAUUUACAUGUGCAUUAUAAUUAGCAUGAGCUUAGCACUGGUGUCAAAUGCCCCUUCCAUACAUUUGCAAAGCUCAUGAAAAAAUAUUUGAAGAAGGAGCAAUGUUACUGAAGGCUUUAGGUCUAGUGUUGAUAGAUGCAAUCUCUUUAACAUCCGAUACAUUCAAGUAUCUCUAACAGCAAUGCUGUUCAGGGGUAUUCUGGAAGCUCUGUGAUUGAGGAUUAUGGGAAGGAAGGGUGGGGAAGCUUGAGUUCAGGUUCUAUGGCGGCCAUCAUGUGAAUCAUGUAAGCCUGCAACCUCACUUUGCUGUGCUUCCAUACGCUCAUUUAUAAAACAGCUGGAAAAAACACCUACCUUACAGGUGCUGUGAGAGCAAAUUGCAUUUGCUAAAUUUUUGGGGAUCCUUAGUUUUAAAGGUGCUACUUAAAGCAGUGUAUCAUGCAUUAUGCUAAAUGUUAAAAUAACUACAUAAUUGCCAUGAUGGUCAUCAGUAGUAGUAACAUCAUUGUAGUAUAAUAUCUGCCAAAAUACAGAUCAAAUAUAACUAUUAGUGCACCUGAUUCUUCUAAGACUGACUUUUCCUUGAAUAUGUUAGGUGCUUGGGAAGGCUUCGAUUUCUCUGUCAUUUCUUCUGGUUUCAAUGAAUAAGUUAUUACUUCAGUGCAUUGCCUUGAUAUCCCAGGAUGCUGACAGGAAAGGCAGCUGCCUUUCUUAAGGGAGGAGCCUCUGGCUGUGGGUACAUUACAGUCACUGAAGCACACGCUUUGCAAAAUGUAUCACAUCCAGUUAGAUCUCGGGAAACAUUUGGUCUGGGUUCUCAGUAAGAACUUUGAAGCCUGGCAGAGGUAGUCCACCUCUGGCAGAAGAAUAGACACUCAGCAAAUCCACACAUUGCACAUUUCCAGCACUCAUUAGAAAACUUCUGUUUGCUUCCAUUCAAAGAAAGCGCCACAACUGAAAGAGUAUACCUUUUUUUUAAACCUGCCCUUUGCAAGCCCCUCUAGGAGUUGAUAGCAAAUAAGCAGAUGAAAUGUACAAAUGGAAAUCAAGGCUUAUUUCUUGAAAACACUGAAUCUCUCGUCUCCAGCCCAAGAGAACCUAAUAGGAGACAGACCUUCCUGUCCCUUAAUACAUCUUCAUCUCAAGUCAGCAGGACCGCUGAGUUUGAUUAGAUAAUAACAUUAGGUAGCCUGGAGAAAAAUGGAUCAGCACAAGGCGAGCCACCCUCAAACCUCCAACUCGCAACUGCUGUGAGUUCCAAUCGCUGGAAAAGUCUCACAACUCUGAACUUAGUUUGCCUGUCCAUCAUGUAGUCGAAUCAAGGCCCAGUCUUAUGCCAACGUCUUGCGUUUACCUUGUGCUCAGUCGAGCCACCUUCAGUGUCAAGGAACUGCACAUUAUAAACAUCACAUGUAUACAUCUGUGGGUCACUUAUAAGUGUGUGUGAGUACAUUAUGAAUAGAGCCCUAGUCUUGAAAAGGAGCAAAAGUCGAGAAUCAUGUCUUAAAGAACUAUUUCCUAACUUUUUUAUGCUAAGUAAUACCCAUGUGACAAACAUGUAAAUAUUCAUCAAAAACCAUAUGUAUAUAUUUUUAAAGGCAUUUUUUUUUUCUUCUUCCCAGCUGUAUGUAUUGCUAGAAUCUGCUUGCUAUGUACAUUUCCUUCUGCAUGGAACUUGGUGAGGCAAGGUCAUUUGUCCAGUUUCAAUAGCCUAAAGCAUGGUUGCCCUUUGUUUUUUGAAUGUUCCAAAAAUGUUUAAAUCAAGUGAUCGGGAAAAAGCUCUAAUUUUCUACUUUUGCUAAUUUUAUGACACUGGCCAAAUUAGUAUUAGUUAACAAAUCAAUGAUUUGUUAAGCCAUUUUUAAACUUAUUAUUAUUUCUUUGACAUAAAAUAGUGUUUCAGACAGCAUUUUACCAGAAGUCAAUUCAGACAAUUUUAGGAAAACCUUCUGACUGUCCCCCCACUUGUUUUGUUCAUUAUGCAUCAGAUAACAAAAGAUAUCAAUACUUCAUGUCUAUACUCUUAAAUUUUCAUUAAAAAUUUUUUUUGGGGGGGAAAAGUCUGUCUUUGGUGGCUAGUUUGCGUGGCUUUGUGUCUUCUUAUAUUGGAGCAAAUGUCAGUUUCAAUAUAUAUUAUUGUAUUUUUAAAAAUCAAAAUCAAAAAAUGAAGAUAAUUUUCAAUUUGAAAUAAAUUCAGAAGAACAAAACCCCUUUGUGUGACAUGACAUGGGGAAAAGAAACUCUUUACAGAGAAGCUAAGGAAGGAGUUUUUCAAUCAAAUUUCUUCUAUUAAAAGACUGAAAUAUUUCCAUAAAACAUCUGGGAUUCAUUUUCUACCUUUCCUAAUAUGUGGGUUUAGGGGGGAAUUGAUUAUGUAAUUUCUUCUGUAAAGGUGAAGAUAGUUUUUAUAAGCAACAAAGUAACUUGUGAAUGAAAGAAGUAAUUUACUAGAAACGCUUGUUGAUGAUAAUUGACAUUUAGGUACGUCGUUAUAUAUGAAUGAUUGUAUUUAUGUAUUUAUUUGUCAAAAUUGUACAUACUGUUUCACCAAAUGUAAUUGUCUGUAAAAGUGCACUCUCCAGUUUUGUAGUACAACUUAGGGUUACAUGGGUUGCCAAUCAAGCUGCUAAUCAGAAUACUAUUUUUUGUAUCAGUGUUAUAAAACUGAAAAAUAGAUGCUGAAAAUGUCUUUACAUUCAGUUUCUUCACCUUCCUUAUGAAAUGUAAAUUGUUGAUUGAGAGCACGAUGCUAAUGUAUAAGCCCAUCUGUCAUGAGGAAGAUUAUGGCUCCAUAAAGCUGAUUUUUUAAACCAUGGGGACAAAUAAACAGAAGCAGAACAGAC
Messenger RNA from Bubalus bubalis (water buffalo), 7499 nucleotides. It is a transcript of the gene B3GALT1, whose product is annotated as beta-1,3-galactosyltransferase 1. The record is from RefSeq and is a predicted model, not a curated record. Gene Ontology annotation, cellular component: membrane. The coding region runs from base 2803 to 3783 and encodes 326 amino acids. Gene Ontology annotation, molecular function: N-acetyl-beta-D-glucosaminide beta-(1,3)-galactosyltransferase activity. Lineage: Eukaryota; Metazoa; Chordata; Mammalia; Artiodactyla; Bovidae. The transcript is spliced from 5 exons.